UAGACUGGGAGGAUGGAGUGAGGCAGAGGGAGGUGAAGAGAGAGUCAGGGUUGUGUGGUGACAUUGACAGUCUCUUCACUGUUUACUGAGAAACUGUUAGUAGACGUAUGUCUGAGUAACAAUUUACAGAAGGUUUGUGAGAGGCAAAUUUCAACCAAAAAAGGACCUAAUUUUAGACACUUUCGCAAUCUUGAAACAAGGAAGCUGCUUGCGGACCUGCGGGGAAAUUUCCAGUUCAUUUUGCGAUUAAACCUGUGGAAUAAUAGAAACUGAGUGUAAAACAAUGGAGAGGAGGGGAGGACAGAUGAGGACAAAGAGGACAGUUUCUCCUGUCUGCAUGCUGCUUCUGGCUCUGCUCCAAAUCACCACACCUUCCUCAGCUCAGAACAUCACCACUACCAUCGUCCCUGUCACCACCACCACCACCUCCACCUCAGCACCAAACCCUGCAGCUCUCAGUUACCGCACACACCCAGUGGACAUCAUAGUGGCAGUGGGAGAACCUGCAGUGUUUAGCUGUGGAGUACCCGAAACUUUUCCCAAUCUCACAUUCAUCUUCUACGGGAGUCACGGCAUUUACAACCUCACCUGUCCUUAUGGCCACGAGGAAGACAUCCCCCAGGCUCUCUAUGGAAGCUGUUAUGUGAAGAACGGAGAGUCACUGGCUGUGUGGACCCUCAGGGGAACCUCUUUCUCUGACAACGGCACACGAGUCAUGUGUCAGCAGUUAAACAAUCGUGAUACACCUGCUGCUGUCCUAUAUGUUUAUGAUAAUGGCUCUAGCUACGCCACUCUCAUCGGCUGUACCAUUGGGGGCUUCUUUGGGAUCCUGUUGGUGUUUGGAUUAUCUUACAUUACGCUGCAGAGAUCUGAGAGGUUCCAGAAGUGCUUCAGGGGAAAAGAUGAAGAUGAUCUGACCACAAUCGUAUCAAAAGACUAAAAGGAGACAGAAAGCUGAGGAAGACUUUUUUGAGCAAGAAAUGAUGAAGGUGUAAACAUACCCAGAGUUGGGCUCCCUUCACCUCCUAACCAUCAGAGGAUACAGCAGGAAUGAACUGUUUCUAUUUUGAAAUCCUUUAACCAGUCUGAGUGAAGCAUGAACUCCGGUCUGGGGAUGAUGAUGUUGGAAAUGUUUGAGGCCAGAUUCAAUCUCACCCCUGAUACUUUCACUUCCUUGUUCUGUCCUAAAUAAUUGAGCCUUGCACACACUAUCCACAGCCUAUCAGUCUUAAUUAACCCUUUAACCUUUAACCCUUCCCCACCUGUGCAAGGUCAAAGUUCAAUGAGAACAGUCUGCCCAUAUUAUUGGCCUAAGUGAAUUGUUCAACUAAAUAUUCAGUAGUUUUUGCCCACAUGUAAUCGAAACAGUAUGAGUGUUACUGCAGGUUGCAUAGCAGCAAUAAGUGGAAGCGGUGAAACUGUGAAAGUGCUAGAUAAGCAAGUGGUCAUAGAAAGAUUAGCUGCAGGCAGUCUGGGGUUAAAUAAGGAAUAGGAGAACAGCUUCUCUUUAUGUCAGUACUCUAUACCAAAAAACUGAGGGAGGUAAGGAACUUGCAGAUGGGUCUCAUUCUGCUUCGAAUACCAGGUUAGUCUGCUACACUUCCACCGUUUGUCCACUUGAGGGCAGCACUCACUGCAGAGACAACAAUCCAGUCAAUUCCUUCAACCCCACAGAGAAAAAUAUUCACUCUAAAAAUUAUUGUCAAUUACAAACACUAAAACAACCAUUUCUGCACUAUUUUGUCAAACGAAUCAAACUGUACAUGUAUAUGUUUUAUUUCUGUUCCUUUAUUUGAGAUUGUGACAUCCUGUUUUUUUGUUUCCUGUUGCAAGCUGCAGCUUGUUCAGCUGAUUCACAAGCACCUGUGCUGGCUUCUGGGCUGAGUCUGUGUAGGCAGGUGUUUUGUUCAGUGCUCUCUCUCCACCCUGCUGCAGCGGCACCUUUGAGGUGCUUGAUAAAUGCUUUUCAUUCAUUAAUGCAUCUGUUUCUAGAAACGUUCAUGUAGUAAACUUCUACACUAGUA
This is a messenger RNA of Toxotes jaculatrix (banded archerfish), 2024 nucleotides long. RefSeq lists its product as uncharacterized. Bases 284 to 940 code for a protein of 218 amino acids. The record is from RefSeq and is a predicted model, not a curated record. NCBI's taxonomy places the organism in Eukaryota, Metazoa, Chordata, Actinopteri, Toxotidae. The transcript has 6 exons.